Messenger RNA from Scomber scombrus (Atlantic mackerel), 4416 nucleotides. It is a transcript of the gene ncln, whose product is annotated as nicalin. The transcript has 15 exons. NCBI's taxonomy places the organism in Eukaryota, Metazoa, Chordata, Actinopteri, Scombriformes, Scombridae. Gene Ontology annotation, cellular component: endoplasmic reticulum membrane. The coding region runs from base 90 to 1823 and encodes 577 amino acids. The record is from RefSeq and is a predicted model, not a curated record. Gene Ontology annotation, biological process: regulation of signal transduction.
GGCUGCCUCUGUCCCCACGGCUGUCAGAGGCUGUGACAGCUGAAAAUAUCCUUUCACUCUUUAUCUGUGCGCUGAAUACAGUCUCCACCAUGUUUGAGGAGGCGAGUGAAGUGUUCGAUAACAUGUUUAAAUCUUCGUUUCCUCUCACCUUCAUCGUGUUUCUGCCCGCGGUGCUGAUCCUGGUGUCUCCGCUGCCGGCCGAGGCGGCGCAUGAGUUCACGGUGUACCGCAUGCAGCAGUACGACCUGCAGGGGCAGCCUUACGGUACCAGGAAUGCCAUCCUGAACACUGAGGCUCGUACUGUGGAGGCAGAGGUACUAAGUCGUCGCUGUGUUAUCAUGCGGCUGGCAGACUUCUCUUACGCCAAGUAUCAGAAAGCCCUGCGUCAGUCAGCGGGGGCUGUUGUCAUCAUCCUGCCCAAGAACAUGUCGGCUAUGCCCCAGGACAUAGUACAGCAGUUCAUGGAGCUGGAGCCAGAGAUGUUGGCUACUGAGACCAUCGUCCCCGUCUACUUUGCCAUGGAGGAUGAUGAGCUGCUGUCCAUCUACACUCAAACACUGACCUCCUCCUCCUCCCAGGGCUCCUUAUCAGCAGCUGAAGUCUUGCUACAUACAGCCACAGCUAAUGGCUUUCAGAUGGUCACCAGCGGAGCUCAGAGCAAAGCCGUCAAUGACUGGGCCAUCACCAGUCUAGAGGGUCGCCUGGCAGGAGUUGGAGGAGAGGAUUUGCCUACUAUUGUGGUGGUGGCUCACUACGACUCCUUUGGUGUUGCUCCAUGGUUGUCGUACGGAGCAGAUUCAAACGGCAGUGGAGUGUCCAUGUUACUAGAGCUGGCUCGUCUCUUCUCAAAACUCUACACGUACAAGAGGACGCACGCUGGGUACAACCUGCUGUUCUUUGUAUCUGGUGGGGGGAAGUUUAACUACCAGGGCACCAAACGUUGGCUAGAAGACAAUCUGGACCACACAGACUCCAGUCUGCUGCAGGACAACGUAGCCUUCGUGUUGUGUUUAGACACUUUGGGAAAUGGAGACUCAUUGCACCUCCAUGUUUCCAAACCUCCUAAAGAGGGAACUCCUCAGUAUUCUCUGCUCAAGGAGCUCGAGAUGGUGUCAUCGAGUCAGUACCCUGAGCUCAAGUUCUCCAUGACCCACAAAAAGAUCAACCUGGCCGACGACAUGCUGGCCUGGGAGCAUGAGCGCUUCGGGAUCCGCCGGCUGCCAGCCUUCACUCUGUCCCAUCUGCCAUCCCAUCGCCUGGCUCAGCGCUCCAGCAUCAUGGACGUGCGGUCAGUGUCCCCCUCCUCUCGCUAUGGAGUGGGAGAGCCCCCUGCUGGGCCUCACGUUGAUGUGAAGAAGCUUAGCAGGAACACCAAGGUGGUGGCAGAGGCUCUCGCCAGAGUCAUCUACAACCUCACAGAAAAGGGGGCUCCUGGAGACCUGCAGAUCUUCAGCGAACAAAUGCAGGUGCAGGAGGAGCAACUGUCAGCGGUGGUCGACUGGCUUACAGCACAGCCCCGAGCCGCCCAGCUGGUUGACAAAGACAGCAGCGUGGUGUCCACCCUGGAGUAUCACCUGGGACGCUACCUUAAGGAUGUCAAGAAACACUACGUCAAAGCAGACAAAAGGGAUCCAGAGUUUGUAUUUUACGACCAGCUCAAGCAGACGAUGAAUGCCUACAGAGUGAAGCCAGCUAUUUUUGACCUGCUGCUGGCUGUCUGCAUUGCAGCCUACUUAGGGGUGAUGUAUCUGGCGAUCCAGAACUUCGGACUCCUGUACAGCGUUGUCCGCAGAAUCACCCAACCCAAGACGAAGGCCCACUAAGCCUCACAACAAUUUUUUUUUUGUUCCCCCAGACCCUGCCCUUUUCCUCAAAUCCAGAAACUCUAGCCAGUAAGAACACAAGACGCCAGGCCAAGCUGCCGUUCUCGUGAUGGUUUUCAAAACCAGCAGAAUCAUUUCCAUUUCCUUCAUCCUGAACAACAAACUAUGAUGUCAGAUCCUGUCUUGCUGCCAACUUAAUCUAUUCGGUCUCACAGACCAGAAUAUUCAGGAAUCAUUUUUUGCUCUCCCUGUCCUCAUGAGUACACACGCCUCGUCAUUCAUUUAAAAUAAUCCCUCUACGUUGGAAAUAUUUAUUUAUUUGAUUGACGUUAAACGUUAGUUCACACCUCGGAUCCAGAUGAGAUGAAGUGAAAGGUUGUGAUGUUGCUGUACCACUGAUCACUCUUCAUUCCUCUCCUCGUUAUACUGUACGAGUGAUCGUUCUGCCAAAUUGACGUCAUGUGUUGUUUCGGGCAGCUAGAGGGAGACAGAGACCGCACAGAGUUUCGCCCAGAGUUUCUUUUUGUGCUCAUCACCAACCUUUUUGUCUUCUUUCAAGUCCGUCUUGAUUCAAUACUCCCUUAUGUAGGCUGAAAGAGUUUUAUUAUUGGUCUCUGCAAUCACUCUCCUUCUGCAUACUGGUCGUGUAGAGACCUGCAUCUAAUGUGAAGCCAGUGUAAGAGAAGGAGCACAUGUUUAAGCUAAUAAGAGGCUUCAGAAGUUUGAGUUAACCAACCCGAGUGUGUAUUUCUGUCAGUCUCCACUACGGCUGAUUAUUGUUCAUUUUCUAUUACUUCUUUUUUGUAGUCUGAGGUGACCUAUUCAAUUUACUAUCAUAGAAGUUUAACAAAAGCAGAAAAUAUUCACAUUCACGAGGCUGGAACAAUUUGUCUUUUUUUCCCCUUAAAAAAUUACUCAAAGCCAUUAAUCAAUCAUCAGAAUAGUUGGUGAUUAAUUAACUGUUGCAACUUCAAUUUCCACAACUAUUGGAUGGAUUGCCAUGAAAUUUGGGACACACUCAUGUCCCAGUCAGGAUGAAUUUUGACUUUCUCUCUUGCACCGACAUGAGAUCAAAGUUUCAGUUUGUCCAGUGCUUUGAUUGAAUAUGAAAAACAAGUUUUGUUAAUGAUAAAUUAUCACUUGUUAGCAUUUAGUUCAAAGCUCAGCUGUGCCCACGUAGACUGUUCAGUUUGUUUUUUCUAAGAGACUUUUAUACCAACAAGAGUAGAAGUUUGGCCUCUUACCUCCCUCUUUAUUUAACUCAGACUGCUGAAGCUUCAUAUUAGCUUCAGUUCAACUCAAGAAUGCUUCUUUUGCACCGAAAGACACUAAUAACUCUUUCAAUGUACAUAUGGGCAUGUGCGUAUUUUAUGAUACCGUACUUGGAAAAAUCUGUGAAAAUGACUCAACACAAAUAUCGUUUACGGAAAAGGCGACCUGUCCAGAUGAAAUGUGAAGUAGUGUUUUAGAUGAUCCUGAUAACAUUGCCUUGGUAGGACAAAAAUAUUCUUGCCAACAAUAAAUGUGUGCAUGAAUCUCCUCUUUUCUCCCCACUGAAUAUAGAUGUUUGUAGAAAUCUAACCCUGAAAUUUUUUCUAGACUCUGUUUGUUUCCUGUUGCUGUGUGACUUCAUGUGUCUUAUUUUUUACCACUCAGUCUUUCUUUUUCUUUUUUUUUUAACCCCUGUACUGCUAAGAAAGUCUUGAUGUUGAAUUACUGGCGGCAAAAGGUCACAUGCCACAAACGUGUUCUCUUGUCUAAUCAGAGCCCCUGUGUGUUUUUAGUGUGUAAGAUUACAACGCCAACACAUCACAAUGAGAUAAAACUCCCCCUUUACUCCUUUUUUAUCAGUCAAACCGUGCUGACUGUGGCAGAAAUGUGAUUUUCACUUAAUCUGAUUUUUUUUUUUUUUAAAGCCGUGACAAGAUUUUUGGUCAAGUCAGCACUGCAGGUUUUAUACAAUUAAUGUCUUAAAAUGAGCACGAACACAAAGGGGGAGGUGGUUAAAUCUGAAAAAGUAUCUUAAAACACACAAAUUCUUCAUUAGUUUGUGUAAAUUCAACGAUUCUGCAGUGAAGUCUUGACCUUUUCUCUGCCCUGGUCUUGCCUUGUUGUGGGUGAAUGGUGUUUAUUUGCUGUUUUUGUGUUUUCAGUGUUACUGCAUGACCUCUUCCCUCCCUUUUUUCUCAUGUCGCCAUGGUAACAAUGACAUUUUAUUUACCAACACAAGGGAACGAUCGUGUGGUACAUAUGAUUUUUUUUUUUUUUUAAUUUAUUGAAACCGUUUUGAUUUGUGCACUGAAAGUGAACUCUCCUCUCGUCUGAACUGUUUCACCUCAUCCACAACACUUGAUCUUUGCAAUGAAAAUGAUAUCAGUUGUGAUUAAAAAUAAAUAAAUAAAUGACAAAAAUAAAAUCGCACAUCUGGUCUGUUUUGUUUACUGACAUGUUUUAUUUUAUGGGAAAAAAUAAUAACAUUGGCUGAAUGGUAUUAAAAUUGUAUUACAAAAAGAGCAAGUAGUGUCUUUUAUCAAGUGGUCAGAUUUUAAAAAGUGGUAAAAUUUAAACAGUUUGGAGAGAAAAAAAAGAAAAA